Molecule: messenger RNA, 7920 nt
Organism: Temnothorax curvispinosus
Lineage: Eukaryota; Metazoa; Arthropoda; Insecta; Hymenoptera; Formicidae
Exons: 25
Cellular component (GO): membrane
Source: RefSeq, a predicted model, not a curated record
AUGGCGUUUUUUCAAUUGGUUCUCAAAGCUAGAAAGCUCGAGAAAGCCAGGUUAAGAUACGAAGAUGAGAAAUUGAGAUCGAUCGAGAUCUCCGAGGGUGUCGAGCCACGGCUGACUUUCAAGCAGCGUCUCCGACGAAAGAGAUUAAAAUGCAUUGUAUUUCUAUUGCUGCCGCAAUUCUUUUCUAAACGUGGCAGACAGGCCUUGAUGGCCUAUGCUUUUAUUCUAACACUUACUGGACCGGCAAAGAAUAUCUUGCAUAAUAUUAGUGUCCUUUCGGAGUCUUUAGUCUGUGGACAGGAGCAAUUAAAACAAGCCGUGAAAAACGUAGUUGACUUAAUAAAAGAACCCUUCUACGCUCUGAGAGACGCGAUAUCGAAAGUAAUAAAGACGGUGAAGGUGGUCGUGAGGAAGAUUAAGCGGACUCUCGUGGCUAUCAAGCGACUUGUGCUUAGUAUACUGAGAGUGAUCACGUCGGUUUUUCAAUGGCUCGGCAGCAUCGUGAAUAUCUGCAACAAGAAGCUGGGCACGCCGUUCGACAGGUGUCAGAGUGUCUUUGAGGGCGCGGUUACUGACUGCAAAGCGAAGCUCGGUCCCCUUUUCGGUGGGAUUUGCAAUCUGGCGUACGUCGUCGGCGCCUUGUGUUACGUAGUGAAACCUCUGGACUUCAUCUGCAUGCUCGUGUCUUAUGUCGCCGAUACUAUAGUUAACGCCGUACGGAAGAAAAUCAAAAGGUUUACUCGCCAUGUAAAAGCAAUGUUCUACGUUAAAGUAAAAUUCUCGCAUUCCUUCCAUUUUGAGACGAACCAAAGUAAAGCCCUCGAAGACGUAUCGACUGGUAUAAUUACCGAGGUACGAUCGAGGACCGAUAGAUUUCUAGCCGUUUUCGACUGGAUGAGCUUCAUGACCACUUUCUUCAUUUUCUUCAUGCUGCUAAGGAUCUUGCAUUAUCGACACAAAUGGCUGACAAGCGAACGCUUCGAUAACCGAUACCUGACGGAUGAUCUGCGCACUAUCGAUCUAAUAAGAACACGUCAGGAUAAGGAGACCAUUCUGCCAUUAAACCGUCGCGAGAGAAAUCAAUAUAUCCCGCUGACGUCCGUCACGUUGAUCAAGGUAGAAAAAAUUAAGCUCGCAAAAUCCGCCGUCUUUCUGGGCUUAACAACAUUCAAAAUCUGCAUCCAUAUGAUGGCGGACUACAGUCUUUAUUGGAUUCUUAGCACUAUUAGGUAUCACGGACGGAUCGAAACAAAGGUCCAACGACCCAAUUUCGUGGGCGUCUAUGUGUCUGGUGACGGUUAUCUCGCCGACCUUUAUCGAAGCAUCGUGAAAGCCUUCACGCCGCACGCGAAGGAUACGGAGAUCGAUGUGACGCCCUGCCUCCCAGAUCCCAUCCCACCGGAUCUAGAUCGGUACACGCAAAUUGUGACGUUGAUCAUCUUCUGCUGGAUCAUGGCAAUAUUUGAACCAUAUGGAUUGCGGCUGCGACAUGUCGUGAUGUGUAAAUAUCAUCCGGAAAGAGCUAAGCAAAGAGCCGCUUGGUUGUAUAAUCAUAUAAUUAGAUCGAGGGGAAGCUUUCUGAAAUUUGCACGACGCCAGUUGCGCCGCAAGUUCGGCAUGACCGAGGGCGAGAGAAUCGAGAGAGUCACGUUCAGAGAACGAUGCCUGGCGAUCUGCCCUUUCCUGAACAAAUUGUUCCCCCGAAAGCAGAACGUGUGUCUCCUGUGCGGCGCCGUGGAACGUUCCGAUCAGGAACCGCACAUUAAAUGCGCCACGCCAGGCUGCGUCGGUUUGUUCUGUAUCCAAUGCUUCGGGGACUUGCAGAAUCUCUGCACGAUUUGCCGAUCGCCCAUCGAGUAUGGCGAUUUAUCGGACAUUAGCGAGGAAAGAGAUUCAUCGGAUGAUCAAUUAAUCGCGAAAAAGGAACCUGUACCAAUAAGUACUUAUAUCGAUGAAAAAGAAGAACCAAUUGUAGAAGAAAAACCUGAGAAAGAGACAAAAGAAGAAGUAGAAGAAAAAGAAAUGCCGGAAAUAAGAGAACCAGGAGAAAUAAUAGCGGAAGAAAGAGUGUCGGAAGAAAAAAUAUUGGAAAAAAAAAUACCGGAAAGAAGAAUAUCUGAAGAAAGGAAAGAAGAAAGAAUUGAAAGAAUAAUUGUAGAAAAGAAGGAUCAAGCAGUGCAAACGGACGAUGAUAUCGGUGAAAGUAGUUCUGAUUCGGUCUACAGUUAUACUUAUCAAGAAGGCUCACGAGAGAUCGAAAUCGAGCGUCGGAGAACGCCGUUCAAAGACAUCGAAGCGCAGAGAAUAAGAGAAGAUGUUACGAUUCAAAUUUUCAAUGAGCCAUUGGUAAAGGACAUUACUUCGAGCAGUGAGGAUCCGACGUCCUGCUUCAUGCUGAGAGCUCGUAGGAGACUUCGUACCAGGUUGAAAAGGAAAUCCUGCGCUUCCCCGCGCAAGGACGAUUCCAGCUCGUCUACGUCGAUAGCCGACACCGAAUCCUGCUCUACGGAGGAGCUAGAUGAGGAAGAGGUAAUUCACAUUGAGAUGGACGACGGCUCAAAGGAAUUACUCUUAAAGGACGGCACUGGCAAAGCAAGAAAACGAAGUAGUCACAUAGGAAGAAUCCUUGCUGCACUCACGAAAAUAUCCUGGCUCGGCAAGAGAACGACGACCGAUAGCGACGGCGAAUGGCGAACGAGAAAACCGUCUCUCCUGGAUAAAAUAGCACGGAUGCUUUCUGGAAAUCAAUCUACCUCGCCUGUACGAAUGUAUCGACGAAUUCGAGUUACGAAAAAGGACGCGAAGCGUAAGGGCUCUUCCUCCGUUUCCUCGUCUGCCUCCGACGAAGAAAACGAACGGCGCGCGCUCUUAAAGGCGCACGAACGGCAAGUAGAUUGUUUGCAAAUCAUCUCAGAUCAUGACGAUUCCGGGGAUAAUAUUUACAGCAGAAAUUAUGAUUCACAUCGUGCACGACGCGGGACGAUCUGUCGCCAACCGGAUUCUCACAUAGGAGCUGACGAUGCAAAACUGAGACAUCCUCACGAGAAGAAAUUUGCAACGAAAGAAUUACCAAGAUAUCUGCAGCCGAUUUCGAAGGAUACGGCGUAUUUUGUAGUAGACGAGAUUAAAGAUUCUCAAUCGAAGCGGAGAUGCAUUCGUUCGACAGACCGCAUUAAUAUUUUAUCAGAUACUAGAAUAUCCAACAUCGACAAUCAGAAGAGAGAUAAAUGGAACGUCACUAGUGACAACUACGCUCAAAUUUCUUGCUCGUGCACGUCGCAAAUAUCCUGCGAUGUUAAAGAUAGCAGAAGCCAAUCGAAUAUGAGUGCCAUUACAGAACAAAGUAGUGAAACAUCUAAAACGAACGAAAUGUCAGAAACAGAUAAGGAAUGGCUGGCUACUGAUUGGGAAAGAUCCGAUCAAGAAAAGAAAACAGAAGAAAUUGUCACUAUGGAAGAAACAUCGAUAGACAGUGAAACAGACAAAACAAGAGUUCCAAAGAAAGCUCUAGUCGAAAAUGAUCGAAGGAAAUCAUUAGCGAAAAAUAGCAGAGCAUUUGCGGAGUCAAAUAAUACUGUAGAAGAAAAAAGUGUAAGAAAAUACUUUACCAAAAAGGAACAAGUUGAAGAAUUAGCCAGAGAGAAAAAAGCUAGAGAAAAAGUAAUGGCGUCGACUUCGGUAGCAAAUGAUAAAGCUCGAUUGUACGAUCCGCUAGCUAGUUCAGAGUUGUACGGCGUCACGUGCCAAGUAAAAAGACGUGAAAAACCUGCCGUGGAAAAAUUAACGAAGCAAUCGGGAACGGCGGAAAUACGUGUUGACGAUAGAAAAGCGACGGAAUUUGAGGAAGGUAUUGAAAUGGUACCAAAAAAUGUGCAGGUUUUUGCGCAUAAAAAUAGAAAACCUGCGGCAGUAUCCGAAAAAAAUAUUCAAAUGAAUCUGCGAAAAUUUGAAAAAUACAAAAGGCACGAUAAGAUGUCGCGUAUUGGCAGAGCAGCUGGCUUGGAAAAGGAAAGGAAGAAAAAGGAAAGAAAACAGGAAAAGUGGAUCGACAAAUAUAAACAUCGUAAGCAGAGAGAAUCUGAUGGUAGUUUACCACGAGGAAAACAAAAGUCUUACUUUUGCAAUAAGGCAACACUGAUUAAAGAAAAGCUUUAUAACAGAAAACGGGAAAAUAUUUACAGUCGUGAUGCGUUUACUCAUAGACAUCCCAGUCGCGCAGAAUGGCAUCCUGAUGACGUUCGAAGACAGACAAGAGUUACUCCUGCAUUAAGAUCAGUGGCUGAAUUAAACAAAAAUCGUCAAACUCAAUGCAACCUUCGCGACCAGGAAGAGACUCAAAGUAGGAGAGAUGAUAUGAAGUACGAUCUGAAGUCUACAAACAAACCAAAAGUCUGGUCUUGUCAAGUUCAGUCGCAAUUUAAGGCACCUGAGCAAAUAGUUUACUGUCAAGAUUAUUGGGAUCAAGAAAAAGUUUCGAGGUCAUGUAAUGAAUCAUUGGAAAAGAAACCGCAGCAAAUAAAAAGAAGAUACAACGUUAAUGUGCGCGAAACCAGAUUGGAGGUACCUAUGUUGAAACAAUAUCUACCUGCAUAUCAAACGCCAGGUUUAAUAGAAGAGCUAAAGGAACACGAUAGAAUGAGAUUAAUUCAGGAACGAGAAGCUAGAAGAUGGACGGCUUUGAGCGCUCUUCGAAGCACGAGGGAUUCUUCUUCGAGUACCAAAUCGAGGGAUCAGGCAUGCGGUACCUCUGUAAUGUGCGAUGCUCACGAAGCCGUCAGCAGAGUAACUUCAGUCUCCACGAAGCUGACAGAGGGGAAUACCCUUCCGUAUCAAGAAACGCAAACCUUCAAAGACGUGGUGCGUGAGUUUCGGGAGAAAGUGAUAGCGGCUGAGAGACCUCUAAUAUCUUUAUCUCGGAGCGCAGACAAAUGUAAAGAUUUGAAACAAUUGUUCCCUCCCAAAAAUGAGGACCGUGGUGGGUUUACGAUGACGCCGAAGUUUGAGAAAGUUGUUAACAGGUUUAAGGAUCGAUACGUCGGUUUUCGCCGAUCAGCCGAAAGCAGGUAGGAGAGAAGCUUUGAAAGCUUUAGCGUGGCCGAAGAGAAAGGAGAAGAUAUCAUGAGAGAACAGGAGGUGGAAAAUAAGGCAGAAAAUGAUAAGAGGAUGCCGGAGGCGAAUUGCGCGUGCACUUUGGAAACGUGCGGAAAAGAAAGGAUCAAGCGAGAGACUUACGUGGAUAUAUCAGCGAAAAAGAAGUUACUCGCGCGCGACGAAAAUAUCAGUCCAACAAGGCUGAGUGAGAUGAUCAACAAAGAAAUAAACGAUUCCAUCAAACGGAUCAACAAUUCUAUUAAAGAUGCUGUGCAAACUCUUGUAAAGUGUUCAAUGGAAGAGAAAAAGCAAAUUUUAUCGCGUUUAGAAGAACCCAAAGAAAUAUCCGAUAUGUGUCAAUCUCCUGUGCUGGAAGAACAUUGUAAAAAAUUGCCCAACGUUUGUAUUAAUCGACAAACUACAAGUCACGCUUCACGGCGAUGUAAUAAUUUAUCCAAACAUGACAUUUCAUAUCCGUGUACAAAAAUAUACAAGAGUGCAAUACCGUUACCUGUAAAAAAUAAAGUUAGCGGUGAAAGAAAAAGCAAAAAGCAUUCGAAAUCAGCGAAUAACCCGAACACCGAUAAUCGCAGAAUGACCGGAAAUGUUAAUAUUUAUAUUUGCUCGGAGACUAAUGAUAAAAACCAGGUCAGUUUCAAUCACCUAAUUUUAUUCAUGAGAAGAGCAGCGAUAACACCGUCGACGAUAACGAAAUAUCACGACACGGAAAAAGCAGGAAGGAUCAACGCUGGAAACGUUUGGUGCAAGGACAUGACCUCAUCGACCAAAGACGGUUCCUAUUACAAAGAUACGAACGACAUAGAUCUCCAACAGAAUUCGUCGUACUCUACAGUUCCGUGUUCAAGUUUCAGCACGUGUGACAAUACCAGACGCCCACAAUCUUGGACCACUAUAUAUCCUUCGGAAGCGAGAACGAGGCUGGACGACAGUAAUGUCUUCCUGUCGAGAGCGAUUUGUACCAAUGUGGAACGAAGGGAUAAUCGCAAAAAUAACGAUCGCGAUAGUGAUCGCGGAGACGAUAGCGAAUACACUGUAUGCCGUGCGGUCGAUGACAGCAGAUGGUUACCGAAACCGAUCUACGCGGAUUGCACUGCGUACGGCGAAGAUUCUAAAGAAUGUUUCAGAGACAAUUGUAAAUAUCGAAAUAAAAUACUCCAAGAGUCGAUGGUAAAUCGAAGCAAUAUCCCGAAGAGGCAGAUGGGAUAUAAGCUUUUGCAACAAUCUCUCGCAAGUUGCCAAAGAGAGCAAGUGGCACGAAAGUGGUCCACGUGUAGUUGUAUCGCGGAGGAGGAGGAAGAUUGUUGCAAGGACGUUGACAGAGUCGAGAAGGAGCUUCCUGAAAACAUAUGUAAUGUCGUAGAGUGUCUAGAAAAAAUAUCCGUUUGCCAAACACCUUCUAAAAAAUUAGCCAAAAGUACAACUAUAUGCGAGACAUCAUUCAGUGCUCCACGUUUCGAGAACACGCGAACUUGUAAGGAUUUGGCGAAACAUUCGAAAGACAUAUGCAGAACAAAGUUUGAAAAUUCAGAAGAACCUUCAAAGAGAACAAGAGUUUGUAACGAUAUCGUUACUGAAGAACCUUCGGAAGAUAUCACAGUUUGUAAGACGGUGUUUGGCGAACCGAAUGGACUUGCGGAAGAAGUAAUAGUUUACAGGACGGCGUUUCCUGACUCCAAAGACACCCCAAAGGAAACAAUUUGUAAGGAGAUUCCCGAUUCGAACUUUGCCAACCAAGUCGAUGUUAACAGAUUAUCCUUAAACGAUGCAAAGGAUAAACUUGCGGAACAGAAUAUAAAUAGCUCGAACUUAAAUGAUCCGAAAGAGAAUGCUGGAAAUACAAGAACGGUAAAACUAAAUAAUGAGCCUGACAACGAUGCUCUUAAUAAUUUUAUAAGACCACAGUCUGCUAAUGUAGAACAACAUGAACAAAUAAAAGAGACUUUAAAUGAUCAAUCGAAAAAUUUACAUCAAAUUCCCGUUGAAUCGAUUAAAGAUUUUAAACCAUUGUCAAAAAAUGUUCAUUCUACAACAUUACGUGGGCAAAACGAUUAUGAUCGUUCGAAUCUUGUCUCGAAUUCCAAUGUAAAGGAAACAUCGAAGACUCUUGUUAAUCAGCAAAGAAUGCGAUCACUUAAUCGAUCAAUGAGAAAUUACUCUCAACGAUCGAAUAAUCUUACGCAAAAUUUAACGUCAAACAAAAAUGAUCAACUGGAAGAAGAAACGCAAGAAAACUCGAAAGAAAAAGAAGAGAGGCAAGAUAUUUCAAAAGAAAUGGGAACCACUGAGCACGAACAGAAAGAGCCACUUUUACAUCGAUCGUUUAAAAAAUUAAUUGACGUAAUUAGACGUGGCAGGACGCUCGUUACAGAUAGAAUAGAAACGGGAAAAAUUGAAGCGAGAAAAAUAAUCACUGGUGAUAAAAAAGACGAUAUUUUUGAAACCGAAAAUAAAACUGGUGAUAUAAAAGAUCAGCAAGAGAUUAUUGAAAAAGUGGUUAUACCAAUGAAAUCACCACAAACAGAGAUUGCAAACGAAGGUAAAUGGAAAAAGAUAGAUAUUCAAAGAACGGAUCAAGCAAUGCCUAAAUUACUGCGUAUCAUCGCGGCGAAGAGAUCACAUGUUCUACCAGCUACAAUGACAACUGAUUCUAAAGUCCAAGAGCCUGAAAUAGUAUCUGUUCCUGCUAAAAUAAUCACAAUUAAUCAUGUCGACCAAGAGGAAAAAGAAGAAGAAAGAAUUCCAGAAGAAAAGAUGUUGCUGAUGAAGAUAGAGACCUUCCCAAAGAUAUUCGAGAUGAAACAACAAUGA